UAAGUAUUAAGCAGCGACGUUAGCAACGAAAGUAGAUCCUAUGGAAGGGCAGUCUUUCAGUGUUACAAAAGGUACAUGGACCGAGGAAGAAGACACCCUUCUCAAGAAAUGCAUCCGGAAACAUGGAGAAGGAAAAUGGCAUCAAGUGCCUUCCAAAGCUGGAUUGAAUCGUUGCCGGAAGAGCUGUAGACUGAGGUGGUUGAAUUAUCUGAACCCUAACAUCAAUAAAGGAGCUUUCGCCGCCGAUGAAGUUGACCUCAUCAUUCGCCUCCAUAACCUCCUCGGUAACAGGUGGUCGUUGAUCGCCGGUAGAUUACCCGGAAGAACAGCAAACGAUGUGAAAAACUAUUGGAACUCCCACUUGCUGAAAAACAAGGUGGAUGCUUCCUCCAACUCAAACCCUCUAAAUCCAUUGAAAUCUAUUACUCGAGUCUUCAGACCUCGCCCUCACAUCUUAUCAAGGAAUAAUUUCCCAAUAAUCUUGGACGAAAACAAGAAAAACAACGCGGCGGCAGCAGCGACACCAGCAAGCUACAAUAUUUUAGAAUCGGCUAACAUCGGCAACAACAAUAGUUACUGUUUCCCUAAUGAGAAUGACGAGAUGUUGUGGUGGGAAAAUCUGAUGAUGAAUGAGAAUGAGUUUGAUUAUCAACAGCAACAACGUUCCAUCAAUAACAUCAAUCAAAGUGUGCUGUGGGGCCAGCCUAUGAAUAAAGAAAUGGAGGUUGAGGAAGAAAAAUAUGGUAGUUUUGAUGAGCUUUAUCUCGAUGUGGAACUCUGGAAUGAGCUCAACCCAUAGUCACAAAUAUCAUUUGUA
Messenger RNA from Hibiscus syriacus, 817 nucleotides. RefSeq names its product transcription factor MYB1-like. NCBI's taxonomy places the organism in Eukaryota, Viridiplantae, Streptophyta, Magnoliopsida, Malvales, Malvaceae. The transcript has 3 exons. The record is from RefSeq and is a predicted model, not a curated record. The coding region runs from base 41 to 799 and encodes 252 amino acids.